Anthonomus grandis grandis is the source of this 1238-nucleotide messenger RNA. Its product is annotated as solute carrier family 66 member 3. The record is from RefSeq and is a predicted model, not a curated record. The coding region runs from base 298 to 963 and encodes 221 amino acids. The transcript has 4 exons. NCBI's taxonomy places the organism in Eukaryota, Metazoa, Arthropoda, Insecta, Coleoptera, Curculionidae.
CUAUCAAUGUCAAUAGAGGUUUAAAAAAUAUUAAAAGAAAUUAUUUUCUGUUUAUUAUAGUAAUUUAUGCAAUUUAUUGUAUAGACAAAUGAUAGCAAAGCCGAUAAAGUAUAUGACUAAUAGCUUUAAUUAAUUUCAGAUUGACAACAUAAAAUGCAUCCAUUCAGGUUAAGGUUAGAUUCCUUGUGAAAAAAACGGGUAUUUCAUGUUAUAAUGACGAUUGUAGCGCGAUUAUCUAACCCAAGAAUGUGAUAAUUUACUUUAUCUGUGUCCUUUGCCCAGCGAGGCUGUUCAAUCAUGGCUUUUGCCACUGAAAGAACGAAUUAUAUCCAGCUAUUCGCAGACUUCUUGAGUAUCAUUACCAUUUCGAUAUGUUUUAUCUUAAAGGUGCCCCAAAUUUUAAAACUUCUACAAAUGAAAACUGCUAGAGGCAUUAAUUUGAUUGGAUUAUUAAUGGAACUCACUAGCUAUACUAUUAUGAUGUCUUACAACUACAGAAGCGGCUAUUCACUUCUUUCUUACCUGGAAUACCCUAUAAUAUGGAUACAGGAAUUAAUUUUAAUAUUCCUUGUUUUAAAAUAUAAAAACUACCUCAACUUUUAUGCUCUCUUUGGUUCGGGGGUCUACUUUUCUAUUGCAGGUGGUUUGAUACUUGGUGUGGUUCCUAAAGGGCUUUUAGCAUUUUUAGUGCCUCUUUGUACACCCAUUGGAGCAAGCUCAAAAGUAGUUCAGCUCGUGGAAAUUUUAAAGACAGGCAAUGCACAAUCUGUUAGCAUCCUUACAUGGUUUAUUUCAGCAUUUACCAAUUUUACUAGGGUCUUUACCAUAACAGUGGAAUCAGCAGACCUUACCCUAUUGCUCAAUUUUAUUAUUAACACUUUCUUGAGUACUUCAGUUAUGGUGGCUGCUAUAUUCUAUAAGGAUCCACCAAGCAAACUUGAAAGUCUGAAAAAACAACAGUGAAUUAAAAUAUGGUUUGCUCUCUCUUACAUUAUUUUAAAACUGUCUAAAAUAUUUUGGAAGAUUAGAAAUUAGCUCAUUUAGUACUUGACAAUGUUUAAAGAUGAAUUAUGAAGCCAAAUAAUAGUUACCAUUAUUACAGUUUUUAGGAGGUUUGGAAUGUUUUAACAUGUAGUGCAUAUAAAUUGUUGCCAAAUUUAUAUUUUUUAAAUGGUGAUUGUUAAAAGUGCCAUUUUGUUGUGUUUUUUGUUAUGGUUCUUAAUAUAAUAUAUAAAUCC